AUGCCGUUCGUUAAGCAGCAGAAGAACAAGGCUUACUUCAAGCGCUACCAGGUCAAGUACCGUCGUCGCCGUGAGGGCAAGACCGACUACUUUGCUCGCAAGCGCCUGGUCACUCAGGCCAAGAACAAGUACAACGCCCCCAAGUACCGCCUGGUCGUCCGCUUCACCAACACUGACGUGAUCUGCCAGAUCGUGUACGCCAAGAUCGUCGGUGACGUUGUCCUGGCCGCCGCCUACUCGCACGAGCUGCCCCGCUACGGUGUCAAGGUUGGUCUGACCAACUGGGCUGCUGCCUACGCCACUGGUCUCCUGGUCGCCCGCCGCGCCCUGACCAAGGUUGGCCUCGCUGACAAGUACGAGGGCUUCCCCGAGAUCGACGGCUCCGUCCAGGAGGUCGAGGCCAUCGAGGACGGUCCCCGCCCGUUCAAGGCCUUCCUUGAUGUUGGUCUGAAGCGCACCACCACCGGUGCCAAGGUCUUCGCCGCCAUGAAGGGUGCCUCGGACGGUGGCAUCUUCGUGCCGCACUCGGAGCGCCGCUUCCCUGGCUUCGAUGUCGAGUCCGAGGAGCUCGAUGCCGAGACCCUCCGCAGCUACAUCUACGGUGGCCACGUCGCCGACUACAUGCGCACUCUCCAGGAGGAGGACGAGGACCGCUACAAGCGCCAGUUCUCGCGCUUCAUCGCCGCCGGUGUCUCCGCCGACGACCUUGAGGACAUGUACGCCGCGGCCCACAAGGCCAUCCGUGCCGACCCGUCGGCCAAGCCCACCGAGAAGAAGGCUGCUGGCUCGUACAAGCGCUUCAACCGUGUUGCCCUCAACUCGAAGCAGCGCAAGGACCGCGUCCGCCAGAAGAUCGAGGCCUUCAAGCGCGCCCAGGAGUAA
This is a messenger RNA of Linderina pennispora, 882 nucleotides long. RefSeq lists its product as uncharacterized. The coding region runs from base 1 to 882 and encodes 293 amino acids. The record is from RefSeq and is a predicted model, not a curated record. Gene Ontology annotation, biological process: translation; ribosomal large subunit assembly. Gene Ontology annotation, molecular function: 5S rRNA binding; structural constituent of ribosome. NCBI's taxonomy places the organism in Eukaryota, Fungi, Kickxellomycota, Kickxellomycetes, Kickxellales, Kickxellaceae. The transcript is spliced from 3 exons. Gene Ontology annotation, cellular component: ribosome; cytosolic large ribosomal subunit.